AUGACUGCCGCGUCCCCAUCGACCAAUGGCCCAACUACAGGAACAGGCUACCGGCCUGUGCUUCGCACCAAGGAGAGCGACGACAGCCUCUCCUCCAAGGCGCAGCUAGCCGACCUUGAAGGGCCCGCGCUGUAUGUUCGACCAGACACCCACUUUCGCAACGCAACCUACAUCUUGACCUUUGCCACCAUCGUCCUGCUCUCCACCACAAUCUACGGCUGGCUGCCCUACGCAUACAUCGGCGGCGGCCUCGGGCGUGCCGGGCACGGCUGCGACUGCUCAGGGCCCAAGCCGCCUCAAUACUUCCAGACGUCACCCGAGCUAUGGGCUGGACCUACCGCGACGGGGCGGGCCGCCUUCAUGGCCCAGACGCGGGUCUUUGAGCCCACGGCGACCUUUGUGCCCAACGAGCCCCUGCAGACGUCCAUCCCCAUUGAGGGCAUGCAGCAGGGCAACGAGAGCAUCUUCCAGAUGAUGGGGUUCCUGUCGCCGUAUUCGCCAUCGCCCGGCUUUGGCGUCGACGAGUACCCCAUUCCCGAGGGCGCCGACAUUGUGCAGGUCCAGAUGCUGUCUCGGCACGGCGCACGGUAUCCCACGUCCGGCUCCAACGUGGCCGCCCUGGGCCAGAAACUCGGUCCCCUCGGAGACAACUUCAAGCCUCAGGGGGACCUGGCCUUUCUCAAGGACUGGAAGUACCAGCUCGGCGCCGAAAUCCUCGUCCCCAAGGGUCGCCAGGAGCUGUACGACUCGGGUGUCCUGCAUAGCUACAUGUAUGGCAGGCUAUAUAACCCAAACAGCAAGCUCAUUGUGCGCACAACGACACAGGAUCGCAUGCUCAAGUCCGCAGAGAACUGGGUCUCAGGCUUCUUUGGUCUCGAGUGGACAAAAAAUGCGACCAUUGAGGUGAUCAUUGAGGACGGCGGCUUCAACAACUCCCUGGCCGGCUCACUGAACUGCCCGAACGCGUACGCUAAGUCCACAGGCGGAGAGGCUCAGAAGACCUGGGUUGAGAUUUACCUCAAAGACGCCGUUGCACGUUUCAAUUCAAUGACGAGCGGCUUUGAAUGGACAACCGACGACGUCUAUGCCGCCCAGAAUAUGUGCCCCUACGAGACCGUCGCCUACGGGUACAGCAGAUUCUGCGAGCUGUUCACAUAUCAAGAGUGGCAGGACUUUGGCUACUCCAUUGACCUGGCCUUCUCUGGCAGCAGUGCCUUUCACAGCCCGACGGGACGCGCCGUUGGCCUGGGCUACCAGCAAGAGGUCAUGGCCCGGCUCCGGAACCACACGCUGGGGUACUCUGGCUCGCAGAUCAACACGACGCUCGACGGGAUGCCAGAGACUUUUCCCCUGAACCAGAGCCUGUACUUUGACUUUUCACACGACACCAACAUCGCCUCGGUGCUGACGGCGUUUGGCCUCGUGCAAUUCAAGGAGGACCUGCCGGCCGACAAGAACCCGCUGGACCACGCCUACAAGAUCUCCCACAUCACGCCGUUUGGCGCGCGCCUCGACAUUGAGGUGAUCCGCACGCCCAAGCCGGUCUCGCCCAACCGCGAUGGCUACCUCCGGGGCGGCGAGACAAAGUACGUCCACUUUGUCCUCAAUCAGCGCACGCUGCCCCUAGGCAAGUCAUUCCCCGAGUGCGACCCGGGUCGCAGGGACGGCUGGUGCGAGUUUGACACGUUUGUCAAGGUGCAGGAGGGCAUGCGCGGAAAGGCACAGUACGAGCACGCCUGCUUUGGGAAGUACGAGGCCACGCCGUACGGCGAGGUCACCGACGGCGCACCCGUCCAACCUUGA
Molecule: messenger RNA, 1803 nt
Organism: Emericellopsis cladophorae
Lineage: Eukaryota; Fungi; Ascomycota; Sordariomycetes; Hypocreales; Bionectriaceae
Product: 3-phytase A
Exons: 4
Coding region: 1-1803 (600 amino acids)
Molecular function (GO): acid phosphatase activity
Source: RefSeq, a predicted model, not a curated record